ACUUUAGGUAUAUGGAAUAGCAUUUGUCUUGUUGUAGACAUCUGGCGCCACGGCUGUCUGCUUGUCGAAACAAUAGACAUCUGGCGCCGCACUGUCUGCUUGUCUAGGUAAACAAUUGCUAAGUCUGGCGCCGCGACUGUCUGCUUGCGUCUGGCGCCGUAUAGCCGUAUGUUCUGGUAAUUUCCAGACGCAAUAUUCUAGAAGGACACGUCGGCAUCAGCGAGAAGUGCGUGGCUAUAUAAGCCGUGGCAGCGCCAACGUAAUCAAUCAGUGCUAAGAGUAAACUGCUAUAGUGUAGACGAGUUGUGAAAUAAAGAGUUGUUGAAUUAAAUUAAACAGUGUUGAUUUUAUUUGUCAAUCCAGAGAUACGAACCUAACAAAGUAAACUAGCAAGAUUAAAUUCGUAACAAUUGGUGUCAGAAGUGGGAUUGUCAAAUAAUCCAAAUUCAAGAUGGUUAAAUUCGGAGAAUUGAGAAUUCAGCAAUUAAAAAAAGAACUGGAGGAGCGUAAUUUGCCGAUAAGCGGGCAAAAGGCGGAUCUGCAGGCACGAUUACGUGAAGCAAUGGAAGCGGAUGGAAUUAAUGUGGACGAGUUCGAAUUUGUUGGGCCAGAAACUUCUACAAAGGUAGAAGAAAAAGUAGAAGAACAACGAACAUCAUCAAGUGGAGACAUGAACAUGCUGUUAGUGGCUUUUAAGCAAAUAAUAGCUGAAAAUAUAUCACAAAUAACAGAAAAUGCAGUGCAAACAGAAAAUCGUCUGGCACAGCAAAUAGCCGAAAAUGCAAAAAAUGCAGUGCAGGCAGAAAAUCGUCUGGCACAGCAAAUAACGCAAAUAGCUGAAAAUACAUCACAGUUAGAGUCUCGCCUUACACAACAAAUAACUGAAAAUAAUACGCAGUUAGAAAAGCGUUUGGUACAACAGAUUACAGAAAAUAAUACACAAGUGCAAGAGAAAUUUUCAAAAUUUGAAGACGAAUUAAGCACAAUAAAAAAUGACGAAGAAAAUUUAAGAUCAGAAUUUCUUCAACUGAGCGUGUGCGAGAACUGCAACUACAUGGCCCUGCACCAUCAACAAAUAAUCAAAGAUUGA
Molecule: messenger RNA, 1090 nt
Organism: Bactrocera dorsalis (oriental fruit fly)
Lineage: Eukaryota; Metazoa; Arthropoda; Insecta; Diptera; Tephritidae
Product: SAFB-like transcription modulator
Exons: 2
Coding region: 452-1090 (212 amino acids)
Source: RefSeq, a predicted model, not a curated record